Messenger RNA from Dermatophagoides farinae (American house dust mite), 1254 nucleotides. Its product is annotated as glutamine synthetase. NCBI's taxonomy places the organism in Eukaryota, Metazoa, Arthropoda, Arachnida, Sarcoptiformes, Pyroglyphidae. Gene Ontology annotation, molecular function: glutamine synthetase activity. The record is from RefSeq and is a predicted model, not a curated record. Gene Ontology annotation, cellular component: cytoplasm.
UUUUAAGAUUUAUUUUAUUUUGUUUUUUUUGAAUGGAAAUGAUGAAUUAUUCAAUGUAUGCAUCAAAUGCCAAUCUAAUGGGUCGUUAUUUUGCAUUGAAACAGCCACAAAAUCAAGUACAAGUACAAUAUGUUUGGAUCGAUGGCCGACAAGGUUUACGUGCCAAAACAAGAACAUUGAAUUUUGUUCCACAAAAUGUACAACAAUUACCGAUUUGGAAUUUUGAUGGUUCAUCUACACGACAAUCGGAAGGUAAUAAUUCCGAUGUUUAUCUAUAUCCAGUGACAAUGUAUAUGGAUCCAUUUCGUGGUGGACAAAAUCGUAUUGUUCUAUGUGAAACAAUGCGUUAUGAUAAAACACCAUGUGUAUCGAAUACCCGUCAUUCAUGUAAAAAAGUUAUGGAUCAAGUUGUCGAUCAGGAACCAUGGUUUGGUAUUGAACAAGAAUAUUCAUUGUUAGAUGGUUGGAAUAAAACACAACCAUUUGGAUGGCCAUCUGGUGGAUUUCCAGCACCACAAGGUCCAUAUUAUUGUGGUAUUGGUGCAGGUAAAGUUUAUGGCCGUGAUAUUGUUGAAUCACAUUAUCGUGCAUGUAUGUAUGCCGGUGUUAAGAUUGCCGGUGAAAAUGCCGAAGUAAUGCCAUCACAAUGGGAAUAUCAGGUUGGACCAUGUGAAGGAAUAUCGAUUGGUGAUGAUCUUUGGAUGUCAAGAUUUCUAUUACAUCGUAUUGCUGAAGAUUGGUAUGUUCGAGUGACAUUUGAUCCAAAACCUAUACCAGGUGACUGGAAUGGUGCUGGUGGCCAUACGAAUUUUUCCACCAAAGCAAUGCGUCAAGAUGGUGGUCUUAAAGUGAUUGAAUCAGCAUGUCGAAAAUUAGCAUUACGUCAUCGUGCACAUAUACAAAAAUAUGAUCCAAGUGGUGGAGCAGAUAAUGCCCGCCGAUUAACUGGACGUCUUGAAACAUCAUCGAUUGAUCAUUUUAGUUGGGGUAUUGCUGAUCGUGGUGCAUCUGUACGUAUUUCUAGACAAACAUAUGAUGAAGGUAAAGGUUAUCUUGAAGAUCGUCGACCAGCAUCCAAUAUGGAUCCAUAUGUUGUAUGUGAAAUGAUUAUUCGAACAAUUUGUUUGAAUGAAACAUCAUCAUCAUCAUUAUCGGAUACACCAGCUACAAGUGGAUCAAAUGAAUCAAAUAAUGCUAGUAAAACAACAACAACAUCAUCUGCAACCACAAAAAUCAGCAAGUAGUAAAUCAACA